AUGGAUCCCACUUUGCCUCUAACGGCAGACGAGAAGCGCUUCAUCCUGGCCGAGGCGAUCAAGGUCAGUCCGGUCGACGUGGAGGCGCUGGCAGCCUUUGUCCGCGCGAACAACAUCCCAGCGGACUUGAUGCACAUGCAUCUGCCUCAAGGUCGCAACAUGAAGCAGUGCCUACAGCUUCUGAACCAGCUCGGCAUUCCCUCCUCAAUGAGUUAUUCGCCUCCGCUGGCAUUCAACAACCCGAGAGGUACAAACCAGUCAUCUCCACCACGGUUCCUCACCUCGAAGACGCUCAGCCCUCCCAAAAGGCCGUCCCUGGCCUAUAUCGCGCCUCGACCAUCGAACGGGGCACCAGAAGGGCCAAGCUUUGACCAGAGAGAUACGAGCCUCCGCGAGACUCGGAAAACUCCCAAGAAGAGAGGCCGUCCAUCAAAGGCGGACAUGGCAAAGCGUGACCUCAAGCCUAUGCUGCCACAGCUCAUUGCGCCGCGGCCCGCUCCUCAGGUUGCUCAACCUCCCCAGCCAGUGUUCGCCUCAAGCGGGAGAGCCCAACAGACGGGCCGAUCCAUCUCCCCUGCUGCGACAUCUUAUUCCACGCAUUCGACGCCCUCGGAUGACUCGAGACGCGCCAAGAGGAGGCGCCGAACCGGCAAUUCCGCAUCCUAG
Messenger RNA from Purpureocillium takamizusanense, 666 nucleotides. RefSeq lists its product as uncharacterized. The record is from RefSeq and is a predicted model, not a curated record. The coding region runs from base 1 to 666 and encodes 221 amino acids. The transcript is spliced from 3 exons. NCBI's taxonomy places the organism in Eukaryota, Fungi, Ascomycota, Sordariomycetes, Hypocreales, Ophiocordycipitaceae.